AUGAUUCCGUUGUACAUGGUAAAGCUGUUUAGGGGAAAGAUAAACAAGCUAGCGGAGGGAGUAGGUGGUGAGGUGCUCCAGUAUGAAUAUGAAGAGGAGGAGGGUAUCGAGGAGGAUACAUCGACGCAAGCUCAGCAUGCGGUGAGCGGCCAGGGCGGCGAUGCGAAUAGGCAGGAGGACUCGAGCUCGGAAUCGACGUCCGGCUCGAGCUCGAGCGAUGAGUCUGUCGAGCACGAUGGUGGGACGCAGCAGACGGUGGAGCACGGAGUGGCGCUCGGGGAGCGGGUUGCUGUCGAGGAGCAGGAGGGCGAAACGGCUGUGCAGGCUGUCGAGGAGCAGGAGGGCGAAGCGGCUGUGCAUGAGCGUGGGGCAGGAGUGCAGCACCAGGAGGAGGGCGGGGAGGCUGCGCAGGAGGGUGCGAUAGGAGGGCAGCAGCAAGAGGGAGGGAAGGCUGCGCAGCAGGGUGCGACAGGAGGGCAGCAGCAGGAGGGCGUGACGGCUGCGCAGCAGGGUGCGACAGGAGGGCAGCAGCAGGAGGGCGUGACGGCUGCGCAGCAGGGUGCGACAGGAGGGCAGCAGCAGGAGGGCGUGACGGCUGCGCAGCAGGGUGCGACAGGAGGGCAGCAGCAGGAGGGCGUGACGGCUGCACAGGAGGGUGGGGCAGGAGGGCAGGAGCAAGAGGGCGGGGAGGCUAUGCAUGAGUGUCUCCGAGGAGACGAGCGACAGGUCGGAGUUACAAGGAUACACCGCACGGCCAGUGGCAGCGGACAAGCGGGCCCAUCGAGGGGGCGCCCGUCGACGGUGGGCCAUUCGACGUCGGACAUUGCAUCCGGAGGCCAGGUUGUCGAGCUACUGCAGAGGGUCGCGGAGGUGGAUGCGUCGCAGAAGCAGCUCGUCGCCGACGUAUUUGCGAAGCAUAGCGAGCAAGCCGUAGUUUUCAACAGGCUUGCUGCGGAUUUUCGGACGGCCUGGGGAACGAUUUCGGAGUCGUCGAAGAGGACGCUGAAGCAGUGCGCCGACGCUGUAAACGGCGUCACGGAGGAGAGGAAGCUGUUGGAAGGGGUGCGGACAAAGCUCGACGAAAUGAGCGGAAAGAUCAUCGAGGGUGUGGCCGCCGCCAUCGUAAAAGCGAGCGAGGACGCCGUCGAGAAGCAGCUCAAGCUGGUCGAGGAGCGGCUGGCUGCUUCGGUCAUGAAGGGUAUCGAGAAUGCCGUCAAGGAGGACUUGUUCUACUCCAACCUCCCACCCGAGACCAUGAAGCAGCUGAAGGACAUUGUGAGAGAAGGCCACCUGGAAGGUGAAGCGGGGAGAUUGGAAGUCCUCACCGAAGCGGUGGCGAGGGGGUUACAGCGCUCGACGGGCCCGUCGACGAGAUCGCGUCAGGAGGGUGUGGCAGAGGUUCGCAGCGGGACCGAGCCUCGACUUCACACGGGCGUGGUUCCUCCUUCUUCUUCGGUGGGAGGACAUGUCGGCAGCCGGGUAGCAUCACCACCGUCGCGUGGCCGUCAUCCUGUCGCCAAGUCCGUGGAGGACAACGAGGUCAUAGUACUCGACCAGUCACCCCUCCCGAAGAGCUCCGAAGCAGCUGCGAUGCCUCCAACUGAUGCGUUUGCUCCGAUGCGCGACAUUCUGCAGGGUUUGGGGAUUACGGGUGGGAAAGGAGUGGUUGCGGGGGAGAAAAGUGGUGCCGCAAUCGAUUCCGUCGCCGCAGACGGGAAAAAAGCCUUGGGAAAGCGAGGUGUCCCCACCCCGUCCGGAGGCGCUGCGGGCCAAGGGGCGGGAGAGACGUCAGCUGGGUUGUUGUCGAAGACAAAAGCAGCAUCCGCUGCGCAGAGCGGUGGUGCUGGCCGUCCUGUCGAGCUGGUAGGAUAUUGGGCGUCUUCCUCUACCCCUGCAGUUGCUCCUGUCGCUGCUCCGGCCCUGGGCGACGUCUGCCUUAGCGAUCCGGGUUCCCCUUCGAUGUCGAAGAAGAAGCCGGCUGCGACGAAGUCGUCGAAGCGCUCUGCACAGGCUACAGAGAGCUUUGACGUCGUGGAGCUGGCCAGCCUCUCUGGCCAGGCUCCUGUCGUGAAGACGUCUACCGUCGUUGCUGCUCGACAGGAGAAGGCGAAAAAGGCCAAGGUCAUGGGUUACACCCCACCUCCUCGGCCGGACGACCAAGGCAAGACGAGAGGCAGCAAAGCUCCCUUCAGAGGACCGGGUUUCGGGUUGCGGAAGGGGAAGCCGGUUUCCGAGCAGACCGUUGGCGGGAGGAAGCGGUUCCUUGGCACUUUUGAAACAGAGAAGGACCAGAAGUUCUGUACGGCCGUCUGCUGGCGCGUGUACUUCCCCGACAUUGUCCUUACGGAGUACGAAUGGUACACGGCACAGGAUGAGAAGGACUGGAAGGUCUACCUCGAUGCGGCCGCAGAAAUGCCAACCGGCGUUUGGAGCGUGGCGCAAGAACAAGGGGAAUGUCGUUUCGACGAUUUCAAGUCGCUGUUGGCGACGGCAGAAAAGGAAGUGAGAGCUGGAACCGAUAGGGGAAUCGCGCUGUGCGUGGCGAUUGGUAAGGUCGCGACGCUUGGCCUGAAGCACGGGAACCUGAUUUACCCGGUCCCGAAGGGCAUGGCGGCGACACCGCACAUGAUGGCCAUCGCAGCAACUGUGGCGAGCUUGUGGGCGGCCUGCAGGAAGUUGUCGAGGGAGGAUAUUGAGAAGGAUGCCCUAGCUGCCGCAAACGCUGCGCUCUACGCCCCGGAGACUGCAAGCAAGGCUUGUGUGGCUGCCAUGGCCGCGCUCGUGUCCAUACUUUUGCACGUCGGCAAAACGUUCCCGGCGAAGCAGUGGCCCGAUCAGCUGUAUUCGACGGCUGUCCAAGGUCUCGGCUCGACGGACGCCAUACUGUUGCAGAUGCUGCGCGUGGCAGCACAGGUCUGUACGCAAUGGUGCUGCUGUCGAGCUGCUGCGCGCUUGCUAGAGGACGCGGGCUAUGGCAACCUGGCUAUGCCAGAAGAAAAGAGCAAGGCGAAGCUGGGCGACGAGGAUGCUGCGGAGACGAAAACGGCCGGGCAAGGAGAGUAG
Molecule: messenger RNA, 3063 nt
Organism: Closterium sp. Naga37s-1
Lineage: Eukaryota; Viridiplantae; Streptophyta; Zygnematophyceae; Desmidiales; Closteriaceae
Source: the annotation of a GenBank genome assembly